Penicillium crustosum is the source of this 5322-nucleotide messenger RNA. RefSeq lists its product as uncharacterized. Gene Ontology annotation, biological process: DNA integration. The transcript has a single exon. Lineage: Eukaryota; Fungi; Ascomycota; Eurotiomycetes; Eurotiales; Aspergillaceae. Gene Ontology annotation, molecular function: nucleic acid binding. The coding region runs from base 1 to 5322 and encodes 1773 amino acids. The record is from RefSeq and is a predicted model, not a curated record.
AUGGCCGACGUCGCGACCGGAAAUGUGGGGGACACCAACCCGCAAUUUCACGACAUAUCGGCAAACCCGAUUGAUCCCAAUGAAGUCCCAUCCUUGAACAAUCCGAUUCAAUUCGCACAGGAUGAUAGUGAUAGUGAGGAUGAGGAUAACAAGCCGUCCCAUCAGGGACAUGGUCUGCCAGCGAUUGCAAUGACCAAAAUUCAGAAAGUUCGGACACUGGAGCACAAUGACACCGACCCGAGUGGUUGGAAACAGGCAUUAGCGUACCAGUUGAUCCCAUACGCCUUGGAAUGGUUACUAGAUAGUGACGUUCCUCGACCUCCAAAGUCGCAUGCUUCAUUCGAAAGAUGGAAGUACUGGUCUCGCUUGGUUGCAAGCUGGAUGUACAACCAAAUCGAUGUGACACUGCAAAAUAAACUACGCAACUUGUCAAAGAUGCCUAAGUAUGCUGAUCAUCUGUACGAUGAACUUACGGCCAUGACACAGGGUAGUGACCGGAUGCAAACGGCGUUCCUCGAGAUGCGCAAGUUCGACAAGAUGAAACGUUCCGACUACAACUCGGCAAGCGAGUACAUCGAGGAAUACCAGCGUCAGUACCACGUACUUGCUAGAUUCAAAGCAGCACCACACCCAGCACACGGAUUGUCACAAGUUCUCCAAAAUCUUGAACUGGAAGUCAAGAAGGUCCAGUUCAUUAGGGAGGAAGUCGCAAGUCUGGAACCCAAGAAACUCAACCUCGACAAGGUCGAGGAGUACUGGAGAGCACUGCAAGCAGCGGCAGACAUGGAAGGUGUCACUAAUGCUACGUACAACAAUAACAAUGCCGGCCGAGGCCGAGGUAAUGGAAGAGGUGGUCGUGGUGGUAACCGAGGUGGCCGAGGCGGUCACAACAACGAUCACAAUGACGACAAUACCCAACCAACCAGAGACAUCAAUGCUAUCGACGACGACACGGCAGCAACUACGAAGAAGAAGAAAAGGAAGCUUCGCAAGCAGCCUGCCGAUGGCAAAGACAUUCAUGAAUACGCAAAAGAAAUGCGUAAUGGCACACAAAAGGAUGACAAUACCAUGUGCUCAUUCUGCGGUUUUGGACCACACAAUGCAAAGAGAUGUGCCUACCUCAGCGACAACCCACCAUCAUCAUGGGAGCCAUCAGGUAACCUGUGGGCCUAUUCAAAGGCUAUCCAGAAAGCCCAACGUCAAGACGGACAGAACAAUAUGGUCGUCGCAGCUGCCAAUUCGGUUGACAGGAAGAACGAUUGGUUGUUAGACACUGGUUCUGACAAGACAUUGACACAUGAUCUCGAGGACUUUCACACGUACCAGCUGGAUCACCCUGACACUGCCUAUGCGUACAAGGAUUACUCUGGCAACAGAGUCGUUACACUAGGCCAUGGCGAAGUCAUUGUGAGAACAGCCUUACCAGGACUAGAUGGAAAGACAUACUCGUUCAUGACAACUGGUUACUACACUCCUGGGGGACACGGCAAGCUGUUUGGCAUGCAAAAGCUUCUCGAAGAGCAAGACAUCUCUUAUGACACGCGUACCAAACAUCUCACAAAUGGAAGGGGUGACAUCCUAGGGUAUGCGGACACGUCAACUGGUGUUCCGUACCUAGUCAGUCCAAAGGACGACGAUGACCCCAAUGAGAUCAAAACAGACACAGAUGACGAUGAUGAGAUCGGAUUUGUGAACAAAGUGACUGCGUAUGAGAUCCACCGACGUCUCGGACAUGCUGGAAAAGCACGAAUUGCUUCUACACUGCAACAUGCAGAACAACUAGGUGACGAUGAACAAUACGGCACUGAGCAUUUUGACUGUGACGCCUGUUUUCAAGGCAAAUCAAAACUCAAGAUCUCCCGUCAACCACAGGCAAGGGUACAGGACGUGGCAUGGAAGUUUCACGUUGAUACACAACCAAUGAAGCCUACUGGACCGAACGGAGAGAACUACUGGCUGCCAAUUGUCGACGAUGCUUCUCGUUUUAUUAAGGGGAUCAUGCUAAAGAACAAGAGUGACGCUUUUCAUAAGCUUACUGCGUUCUGUGAGAAGAUCAAACUACUCACUGGUAGAUACCCAGGCAUCUGGCGAAUGGAUAGCGGAACAGAGUUCAAAGAGUUCAUCAAAUGGGGUGAGAAACGUGGUAUGACUUUCGAGGUCACACCACCGUACACUGCCGAACCAAAUGGCACGGUCGAGCGAUUCGGAGGACAUAUCAAUGACAUUCAAAGAACCAUGAUCAUCGAUGCCAAAAUGUCGGAAGACAUGUGGCCGUACGCAACUGACACAGCCAUCUAUAUCUACAACAGACUAAUCAACCCGAAGACUAAGAUCUCACCACUGACGCACUGGCGUCAAGAGCUUGAAAUUCCUAACCCAGAGCCUUCUUUAAAGCACCUUAAACCAUGGGGAACAGCUGCAUACGUUCACAUUCCAAAGGCCAAGAGAUCACAGGCAAGGAAAGCAGCACCUAGAGCAUGGAAAGGUAUGCUAGUCGGUUAUGAGGGGGACGGAGGUCAUGUCUACAAGGUGUGGGAUCCAACCAACAAGAAACUGGUCGUGUCGCGGGAUGUCGGUUUUCCACAACCUGGUGAUGAUGAAGAUGACACGGAUCUGUCGACAAAGGAACCACCUACAGAUCCAAAGGACCCAGAUGAUGACGAUACUGUCGGAUUCAUGCCUAUCUCGUUGACACAAGGUAAUGAAAUCUUGAAACCAGAGGUUGAGAAACAACUGGUAGUGAGUACGUUACCGGCACAGACACCAAUGCGUAUGACUGUACAAACACCGGUUACGCCGUCUACAAUUCAUCUACCAACGAUCUACGGCAGUGCGUCUACGAUGCCAGAAACACCACAAAAGGCACCACCACAGAAAACAAUUGCUCCACCAAUAAAACAGCGCAAACUAUUUCAAAGCUUUCUCCCAACUGUGCGAGAAGAGCCUAUGAUGACAGGCGCGAGAAUCACUGAGAUCACUAACCCUCCUACUGAGAGUGUUUCACAAGUUUCUGAUGACAUUUCACGGAGGAGAGAAGAUUUCGGGAGGAGACUUCAACAACUGUCGAGCCAGGUGUCUCAGUUAGCCGAGAGUAUGGAUGACGUUCGUCGAGAUGCGAACAAUAUCGAGUCAGCCAUCACUGAGGAAACAGAUGACGGUACUUCUCCAGUGAGACAGGAAGCGGUUUACGAAUACCCAUUCUCGUCUCCAAUUCAACAAGCUAGUGUGUCACCAAGUCGUGAGACCACACAAGCUUCAACAAAUACCCAGGUCAGUGUGUCACCGAGUCGUGAGAUCACACAGACCACGCCUGCUCGACAAGCCAGUGUGUCACCAAGUCGUGAGAUCACACAGGCUAUCGAAACAAGUACUGAGAACACACCGGUUACCGCAAGAUCAGAGAUGUCGCCUAGUCGUGAGAUCAUCUCAAUUGAAUCGUCACCGGACCCCAUUACCCUAGACCCAACUCCGGUCCCGCCCCUACCCCGACGAUCGAGACGAGCGAACAUCGGAAUCGCGCCCAAUCGAUACCAUGACCCAAAGCAGAAACACCUCGCCGUCGAGUACGAGAAACGAGAGCGAGACAUUCAACGCGCAGCCAAGAGGGCGAACGCGAAGGAUUCAGGCGGUAAUAAUAUGACGGAGGGUGAGGGACAGGGGUCUGCGGGACCUAGUGCAAUGUCUGCGACAGCUGAUGUGUCUGCGUCAAAGAUUGACAUUGACGAGCCAUUUCUCUACAAUGGGAAGCCCCUGUAUGCAAAGGACGUUGACCUGCCAUCUACGUACAAACAAGCACAGAAGAGCCCUUUCUGGCCUCAAUGGCUAGACGCUAUGCAGAGACAACUGGGUGAUCUCGUGGCUAAAGACACAUGGAGUCUGAUUCUUAAGCCACCAAAGGCUAAGAUACUGCCAGGUCAAUGGCGAUUCACUGUCAAGUCCAAUACCAGAGACGAAGUCUAUGAAUUCAAAGCACGAUGGGUCGUGUGUGGAAAUUUCCAAGAUAAGAACGACGGGGAAACAUAUGCUCCUGUCGUCGCCGAGUGCAUGAUCAAGAUCGUUUUCACACUGAUUGCAGUGUAUGGUCUGAAAUGGAGACAGGUUGACUUCACCGCCGCAUAUCUCAACGCGUCGCGAGAACAUGUGGAGACAGUCUACAUGAGACAACCCACAGGUUUUGAGCAUGCAGAUGCACAAGGAGACAAGAACCAAUGGGUGUGUACACUCAAUCAAGCGCUCUUCGGACUACGUGACUCUGCUUUCCUAUGGAACGAAGAGAUGGACUGCAAACUACGUCAGAUUGGCUUUCGUCCGCUGGACGAUGAUCCCUGCGUUUAUGUCAAAGGCAAAGGCAUGGGGUUGACUAUCAUGAUGAUCCAUGUGGAUGACUUCAUCAUUGCAGCGCCUACUGACAAAGAGAUUGAGAACGUCGUCAACGAGCUCCGUCAACACUACGAUCUGAAGGAUCUUGGUGAACCGAAGCAGUAUCUGAACUGUGCGCUACACAGGGAUUAUGACAGACGUACGAUCACUAUGUCACAGAAGGCCUACGUACAGAAGGUACUACGGACAGCUCAAGCCUCUGGCUGGAAGGAUACACCAUUACCAGCAGCAUGGAGAGAAACACCAGCUGACGCAACCAACGUACUGGAUGACGAAGCAUUUGAUCAAUAUCAAUCCAUCGUGGGUAUGUUAAACUGGCUGGCAGUCAAAACCCGACCAGACAUACGAUUCGCAGUGACACGUUUGCAACACCGACUGGCAAACCCCACUCUCACUGACUUCGACGCAAUGCAACAUGUGGUGAAAUAUCUAAGGAGACGACCGGACAUCGGAAUUGUACUGGGUCGAACUGACGAGCUUCGCUUUUACGCACAUGCAGAUGCUUCACAUGCGGACUGGGAGGAUAGUAAAUCGACAGAAGGAUGUGUCUGGUACCUCGCCGGAUCACCAGUCAUGUGGUCUACGAAGAAGCAGACAAUUACGGCUAAUUCGACGACAGUUGCAGAAUGGUGUGCACUGGAUCAACCUUGCCGAGACGCAAUGUGGUUGAGCAAAAUUGCAUAUUCAUUCAUGCUUCCGGAGCAGCGUCCGACGGAGAUCUACACUGACAACAUCAAUUCUCAAUUGCUGAUCUCGAAGAAAGGAGGAAAAUCGGCGAACAGAUGGCUCAAUUUACGUUACUUCUUUGUCAAGGAUGCAGUGGCACAAGGACACGUUGAGAUUCAUCGUGUGGACACUAAGAGAAAUGCCGCAGACGGGUUUACUAAGGCUCUGGCAAAAGACCAAUUCGAGGUUUUUACUGAGCUAAUUGGCAUGUGCUAA